Messenger RNA from Aspergillus sclerotioniger CBS 115572, 1961 nucleotides. RefSeq lists its product as uncharacterized. Lineage: Eukaryota; Fungi; Ascomycota; Eurotiomycetes; Eurotiales; Aspergillaceae. The record is from RefSeq and is a predicted model, not a curated record. Gene Ontology annotation, molecular function: protein binding. The transcript has 2 exons. Bases 85 to 1773 code for a protein of 562 amino acids.
GCCUGGAGAGACCAGUCGCAACAUCCAUCAGCCCAACUGACAGUGUACUUGAUUUAUUGCGACACCCUUUCUUCGACAAAGGCAAUGCUUACCCAAUAUCACCUAACUUUGGAUGUAUGGCGACUCAUUUUCGACCUUUUAGCUAUCCGCGACCUGAAGAAUUUCUGCUUAGUCUCUCAGGCAUUCAACCUGAUCGCAACACCUCUCCUGUACCGAUCUAUUCAUCUUAUUGAAUGGCAGGACCCUUGCCCAGUGCGGCGGCCGCGCUUCAAGGAAUACGAUGAAGAACAGCCCCCCCUAAAAGGGCAUGCCCUUCUACUGUCCCGGCUAGGAGACGACAGAAACGAUGCUCUCCGUGCCUUGGUGCAAGAAGUCAACAUUUCAUACCCCGCUGGCUCCUUUAGCCAGGACUCGGUCCAUCGACUCCAGACUGACGACUACCUGAUCAAGCUGAUCGCCCGUCUGCCGAACCUUCGACGCAUCACCCUCGCGAUCCCGAAACUUCAGUCAGACCUCCUAGCUCACACCAUCUGCAACCACCCCGCUAAGCCAGAGCUUCUGCUACUGCGACAAAGCGGAGAAAGUGAAACUUGUACAUUUGCAGACCAAACCCUGCCCUGCGUCUCCACUCUCUCCGCAAAUGUCAACCCAUAUAUCAAGCCAAAAGACCCAACCCGGAGACUACUCACAAUCCAACAAUUGUUUUUCAACUGUCCAAAUCUUCGCUCAUUUUCGCUUGAGGUAUCAGGGAUCUAUGGGGGUUGUGUCAUCCUGGCGCCAAGACAUGACAGAGUCACUUCCUUCCAGCUUACUGGAGAAGAGACGUUUCCCCCGCUGCAGCAUCUUUCUUUCGAUGGGUACUGCAUCGGAGACCAAGAAUGGGAGUAUUGGCGUGAUGGCGUCCAAUGGGAAAGAUUAUCGUCGCUGGCUGUAGGACCAGAUACCACCACUGGCGUCCUUGGCCGUCUAGCAGGGUAUGCGACCCGCCUCACUACCCUUAAAGUGUCUGCGUGGGCGGGGGACAGUUUCCCUGAUAUGGCGGGACUCGACGAGCUUCUUUUAUCGUUCAACUCGCUCGAAACCCUCGAGCUGAAAGGGCACCGAUGCUCCAUUGAGGCUAUUGCCAACCACCGCAAUCUAUCUACUCUGUGUUUGCAUGAAGACGAGCUCGCCCACAGCCAGGCUCAGCGACGAGCACCUACAGCGCAGGAACUUGAACAUCUGGACCUUCACUGUCCCAAUCUUAAAUCCCUCAAAGUGUGCGUCAACAGAGGAGAAAAUCAGUGGCCAGAUUAUAUCCUCCACCACCUCGCAAAAGGCUUCAAAAACCUAAGAGACCUCUCCAUCCACUUCGAACUAGGCCUCGCCGACAUCAAGAAUCCCAUCAAACCCACCAUCAACUACAAAUCGGUCCAAGCCCUCGGAGAUAACUUCUUCGAACAAAGAAAACAGUCCGGGAUCGAAGUCUCCCAGCUAUUCACACUUACCCUCUGGACGGGAAAGUAUUUCCGACGCUACCCACAAUGGCAGCCCAGCUUUUCAAAAUUUGAAGACCGGUAUACCGCGACGUAUAAAUUGCGGCUGCAUUGCGAUAAGGUCAUUGUCCGUCACCUGCAAAAGGAGAGGUUAGAUUCUAUUUGGAGGGGAGAAAUUAAUGUUUCCAAGUACGACCAUAAGUUUCUUUGUGACAAUCUGGAAGCUGCUGUGGAGGGGCCUAAAGAUGAUGAUAGAUCUUUUGGGUAUGGGUUUGGGUUUGGGGCUUUGAGUGUUUAACAUGAUUUGACCGUGCUGAUGAUAGGGGACAUUUUCCAUUCUGAAUGAAUGGUCAACAGUUGUCCCAACAUGUGAUUACCUGCCCCUAGUGUGGUACUGCCAAUGGGUGGCACAUCUGCAAUUUCCCUAGGCAAUUUGCACAGAUUCUAAUCUUACUAUGAAGUCAAAUCUAUAAGCAUACUAGGGAU